AUGUUGCAUCCUGAAUUUCUUGUGGGUUCCGGUCCCUUCAGGGACUCUUGGCUCUCAACCAUGGCCAGCCGCUUCUCUCGCGCCCUGGGCGUGCUGCGCCGCGCACAGCGAUCCCAUGGAUCCCAUGGUGCCAUCGUCCCGUUGGGGGCGAGGCCACAUGGACCACAUCUGAACGCCUUGGCGGCUGCGGGCAUUGUGCUCGGCAGCAGCCUGGUGAGUUGCAAAGAGAAGAAGGCGACCAAGGCGACCAAGGUGGAAGUCAAGGAGGAGAAGAAGGAAAAGAAGCAGCUGGCACCAGGCUACAAGCCUGGUGAGCCUGAAAUCAAGUUCGCUGAUGUCAAGAAGCACAACUCGAUCGACAAGGGCAUUUGGGUGACCUACAGGGAUGGCGUUUACGACAUCACAAAAUUUGUGCAAAACCAUCCUGGGGGACUGGAACGGAUUCUGAAAGCAGCUGGAGGUCAGAUCGACCCUUUUUGGGCGAUGUAUGCGCAGCACAACGUCGCCAGCGUGAAGGACAUCCUGGGAGAGCAUCGCAUCGGACAUUUAAGUGAGGUUGAGUACAAGAACUUACCUCCGCCCUUUGAUCCGUACCAAAUGGACCCCAAACGAGAUCCGGAGCUGCUGGUCCAAGCAGCAAAGCCUUUUAAUGCGGAGUGCCCCUUGUCUCAGCUGGCGAAGCAAGAGUAUUUAACGCCCAACGAGAAAUUCUUCGUCCGAAACCACCUGCCUGUACCAACAGGCGACAUUGUCGAUCCAAAGAAGUACGUCUUGGAGAUCAUUCCAGGAGAAGAUCAAGAACCAGUGAAGUUGACCUUGGCCGACCUCCAGGACGAGAAGCGCUUCAAGCGGAAGAAGGUCUCCGCCAUCGUGCAGUGCUCCGGCAACCGCCGUGAGGAUCAGAACUCUGUGGCACAAGUGGAGGGCUUGACCUGGUACACCGGGGCCAUCUCCAAUGCGGAGUGGGAAGGCGUUGCGUUGAAAGAUGUCUUGGACUAUGUUGGAGUCCCCAGAGACCUGGGCAUCAACAGCGAGUUGGAAGGUGAAGAUGAGCAGUUGCACUUGCAGAUGGAAGGCUUAGACCGUCCCAAAGUGGGCGAAUGGCGUGAUACCAAAGGCUUCUAUGGUGCCAGCAUUCCUUUGGCUUGGGCUCAGGAUCCACGUCGUGAUGUCAUCCUGACGUUCAAGAUGAACGGUGAGCCGCUGCCAGCGGACCACGGAGCUCCAGUGAGGUGCUUGGUGCCUGGCGUGGCGGGCGCAAGGAGCGUCAAGUGGCUCAACAAGCUGAUUGUGGCGAGCGAGGAAUCGCAGUCCCAUUGGCAGCAGAACGACUACAAAGCCUUCAACAAUUCCACCACGUGGGAGACAGCAGAUUUUUCCUCCCUCCCAGCGAUUCAGGAUAUGCCGGUGAACUCCGCCAUCAGUUGGCCGUCGCCCAAAAGCCUGGUGCAAUUGACACCUGACGGAUGUGUGGAGAUGAAGGGCUGGGCGUGGAGUGGUGGCGGUCGCGGCAUCGCCCGUGUGGACGUCUCGGCGGAUGGGCACACCUGGACGGAGGCCGAGCUGAAGCGACCGGAGGGACAGUCGUUAACACGAACCUGGGCUUGGACCUUGUGGACAGCCAAAUUGCCUGUGCCAGCGGAUUUGCAAAAACCCGGGAAGGCGCUCAACCUCAUUGUGAAAGCUGUGGAUGCUCAGUACAACGUGCAGCCUGAAUCCAUCGAGUCUGUUUGGAAUAUCCGCGGGGUCCUAUGCAAUGGCUGGCACCGGAUUCAAGUGACCAUCCAGCCCAAGCGUCUGCCCAAAACUCGCCUCGAGUUUGGCUAUGCCGAGUGAAGCCCCACGAUUCGUGAGCCCAAGGGAGGCAUUGCUGCUGAAAGAAAGCUGGGUAGUUCUAAAGGUUUUUCAGUAGAUGGCUACAUUAACU
This is a messenger RNA of Cladocopium goreaui, 1927 nucleotides long. Lineage: Eukaryota; Dinophyceae; Suessiales; Symbiodiniaceae. The record is from the annotation of a GenBank genome assembly.